GUUCUCUGCGGGGGAUUCUCGCGGAAGCCUCCCGGCUGAAGAGGCGGUCGCGAGGGAAGCGGGCACGACCCUCCGCCGUCCCUCGGGCAAGGAGCCGCCCCAGAAGGAGCCAGGCUCCCUGAGGGUGCUGCGGCGAAUGAGCGGAGGGCUCCGCGACGGAAAGGCCGUCUCCUGGGCGCCUGUGGGCGGGGCUAACCUCGGCUCCGCCCCCGCGGCCUACGGUGGUGCAAAAGGCUCAGUCCCUCGCAAGCAUGCGUCUAAAUCGACGGUGCGGCCUCCUUUGGACUAGUACUGUGUGCAGUUCUGGUACAAAGACAUUCUAGCAUUGGAAAAAGUAUAGAGAAGGACAACCAGGAGGACUGGGACACUUUCCCUAGGAAGAAAGGCCGAUGCUUUGAAGACAGGCACCUACAGAAGGCCCAGCUUGGCACACGCUGCCCCCAUUGCAGCCCCCCCCAGGGCCGAGGGACCUUCGGAUCAGAAUGAAGGCCGUCUUGUGUGCUCCCCAGCGGAUGCUGCAGCUCACCUUGGCCAUUGUCAAGCCUGACGCUAUGGCCCACCCCCUCAUCCUGCAGGCUGUGCACGAGACCAUUCUGAGCAACAGGUUCCUGAUUGUCCGGUGCAGGGACGUGGUGUGGAGCAGGCAGGACAGCCAGCAGUUCUACCAGGAGCACAGAGGGCGCUUUUUCUACCAGAGGCUGGUGGAGUUCAUGGCCAGUGGCCCGAUGCGGGCCUACAUCCUGGCCCACGAGGAAGCCAUCCCGUUCUGGAGGUCUCUGAUGGGCCCCACCAAAGUGUUCCGCGCCCAGCACACGGAUCCGGACUCCAUCCGCGGGACCUACGGCCUCACAGACACUCGGAAUUCGGUGCAUGGGUCAGACUCAGCAGCUUCGGCCAGAAGGGAGAUGGCCGCCUUCUUCCCGGACUUCUGUGAGGAGGACUGGUACCAGCACGAGGAGCCGCGCCUGCGCAGCGGGGCGGUCUGCUACGACGCUGAGGCUGCCAUUCACCGCGUGCCCAGAGACGGAUGGACGGAGAGGGAUUAAAGGCAUCCGAGGGGAUGGGAGUCAGUGGGGCAGGAUCCCCAAACCCAAAGUUUGCUUCUACAGGUUCAGGUCACCCACCAGGCAUAGCAGGCGACCACUGAAAUCCAUUUUGUGCUGAUUUAUGUUGGGUCAGCACACGGCUAUUUGGAGGCCUGCGAGGACAGAGUUCUGGACCCACCUCCUGACGCCGGAGCUGCUCGUCUGUCCGUGCCGGAUCAGGGUCUUCCGUUCAUGGCCUUUGCGGGGAGCCCGGCCGUCCCAGCGUUGCUUUCACUGUGGGGCAGCGUUUGCGCAGUCAGAAUGUAAUUUGGGAGUGACGGGACUUUUGAUGUACAGAGACUCACAGCUUUGAAGGAGAAACCGGAGCUUCCUUCCGAAGGAUAUUCUUUGCACUGUGUCUGGGCAGAGAUUGCCAAAGAAAAACGAAUAAAGCCAAUCUCUCCA
Molecule: messenger RNA, 1490 nt
Organism: Heteronotia binoei (common prickly gecko)
Lineage: Eukaryota; Metazoa; Chordata; Lepidosauria; Squamata; Gekkonidae
Product: nucleoside diphosphate kinase 6-like
Exons: 6
Coding region: 483-1046 (187 amino acids)
Biological process (GO): GTP biosynthetic process; CTP biosynthetic process; UTP biosynthetic process
Molecular function (GO): nucleoside diphosphate kinase activity
Source: RefSeq, a predicted model, not a curated record